CCUAGGUAUCGGCAGCGGCAGCGACUUUGCCAGCUUCCAACAUGUGCUCGGUGUACCCUGUAUGGACAUGUUCUACACCGCUGCCCCGGAGGCUGUGGUACCAUUUAGCGUUCAUCUCUACGGGGAGUUCCUGACGGAGGCGCUGCUAGACUUAGAAGCGGCAUACGAAGACCUUCUAAACCAGACCCAGCCCCUGCUUAAUCAUCUUCGAGAGGCGGUUUCGAACUUCAGCGCCGUCACUACCAACUGGACGGCGAAUCUCGUCUCUCUGCAACUGGACGAUCCUAUGGCGGUGAGGGCAGCCAAUGAUGCUCAGAUGAUGCUGGACCGAGCCUUCCUGGACCCACGAGGCCUGCCCGGCAGACACCACUUCAACCACGUCGUCAUGGCGCCAAGCAGCAGCAACACGUACGCCUCACAGAGCUUCGCGGGGCUCCAGGACUUGCUGGCUGACUUGCCGUAUCUACCGCCCGAUGAGCAGGCGAUUCGCUGGCGCCAGAUAAACGAACACCUGGCUGCCGUCAUCCACCUCAUCCGUGCAGCAGCCAACACCCUCACCGGGGAGCUGUGGUGAUGAUGUGGUAGUGACUGAGGACGGACGUUAUGUCUUUAGUGUAGGGAUGUUUCUGUAGCUACUUUGUUGGGAUGUGAUGUCUCUGAUAAUGACUUUUGUGUGGUAGUGAUGAUGUCUCUGCUGGUGACUCGGUGGUGGUGGUAUGGUGUGUCAUUAUAGAGGAGCGAAGUGUUAGUGGUGAUGGGAUGUGGUGGUAUUGGGGUUUCCAGCUGAUGUGUAGAUGCUGUGAAGUGGUGUAAUGCUGAUCAUGAGGGUGAUGCAGUGCGUUUGAGGUGCCAUUCUAAUAGUAUGAGGGGCUAUAAUUAGAAUUGAAGGCGUUUAUUAACGAGUACCUAUGUGUAUUAAUUUAUUUAAUCAAUCAAUCAAUGAGGGCAUACGCCGGGGGAGCGCGUCGCUUCUCCCACCCUACGAAGCCUAGUCCGGGGUCCGUUAAAUAGCGGUAAAGUAAAAUCUUUCACAUAUAAAUUUCCAUGUGUUAAUAUCAACGUUGGGGGAGACUAAAAGUGGCUUGUGAUCAGGUAAUUUUUUUUUUUUUUUUGCCUGUUGCACCGGUAGACUAUCUUGAUGGGGCCUGGUGGUCGGCCCCAGCUCGUUUGUGGUUCAGGCAAGUGUUUAGAGUGGCGCAUCUUGUUUGGCUCAUACUGCCGAAACUCAUCUUUGUUUCAUUGUAGAGAGUUUGGCUGGAGUCCGGGUUGAUAAGUGGUCUACAGGACAGCAUGUAGGUAGUUUUCAGCCACUCGGCAUUGACUGAAAAUUGCCAGUUUAUAGCGACGGGAAGGGCUAGAACACGGGUCUUCCAGGGCACCACGCCCGCACGCUGAUAACUCAGCCACCGCCUUCCCUUAUCAACGUCACCUGUUCCAGUGCACGAGAGUGUAACUCAAUUUAUAAAUUUGUCAUCGUGGAGGAUAUUAAGCACAUAUAUUAGACUUCCUUUGAUCUGCACCUUUGCGUUGGUUAUG
Messenger RNA from Eriocheir sinensis (Chinese mitten crab), 1536 nucleotides. Its product is annotated as N-acetylated-alpha-linked acidic dipeptidase 2-like. The record is from RefSeq and is a predicted model, not a curated record. Gene Ontology annotation, molecular function: carboxypeptidase activity. NCBI's taxonomy places the organism in Eukaryota, Metazoa, Arthropoda, Malacostraca, Decapoda, Varunidae.